Messenger RNA from Diachasmimorpha longicaudata, 1468 nucleotides. Its product is annotated as interleukin enhancer-binding factor 2 homolog. Gene Ontology annotation, molecular function: double-stranded RNA binding; DNA binding. Lineage: Eukaryota; Metazoa; Arthropoda; Insecta; Hymenoptera; Braconidae. Gene Ontology annotation, biological process: positive regulation of DNA-templated transcription. The transcript has 4 exons. Gene Ontology annotation, cellular component: catalytic step 2 spliceosome. The record is from RefSeq and is a predicted model, not a curated record. The coding region runs from base 174 to 1322 and encodes 382 amino acids.
GGAACAUGGCAUCAGUUCACGUUGUCGGACGCUAAAUACCAUACACUCGAGCAGCACCGAAAAGUGUGUAAUUUAACGACAAAAACAAGGAUAAACCAGAAAAAAUAAUCGCAAUAACAGUUUUCAUUUUUAAUAAAUUGGUGAAUUAUCAUUUGUACCCUCACAGAUUGAAAAUGGUUCGAGGAAGAGGGGGAAUAAUGAGAGGUGGACGAGGAGGAAUGGGACGUGGCAUGGGCUUCCCCAGGAAACAAUUUCUCCCCAGGCAUCCCUUUGAUUACACCCUCUGCGAAGCUGCUUUUCCACCGGUUAAGCCGGCACCAGAUGAGUCCGACCUGACAAUGGCUUUGUUGAAAAAAAAUUCGGACAUGUGCCCAACACCUAAGGAACAAACAUCUAUUCUUGAUCUUGUUGUCAAGUUGCAAAGUGUUCUGGAUAAUUUAAUUGUCGCCCCUGGUACUUUCGAGGCUUGUCAAUUGGAGGAGCUACGAAAAGUUGGAAGCUUCAAGAAAGGAACAAUGAUAAAAGGCCACAACGUUGCAGACAUAGUGGUAAUUCUAAAAACCCUCCCCACGAAAACAGCUGUCGAAGCACUGGGCAAUAAAGUACAUACUGACUUGAAAGCGGUGAAUCCAAAGGACGUGUUCAGGCUAGUACAGACUGAGCGUGGUUUCGAUAUCGCUAAUAACGAAGCCACUGUGAGGAUUCUCAUAACGACUCUUCAUCAGAAUCUCCGGAAAUUAGAGUCCGAACAGCACAUUGAUGUCAAGAUUUGUCAGGGCCAUUUAGCAGCUAUUAGACACUCUGGUUGGUUCGAAGAAAACGCACAUCAUACGAGUAUUAAAAUCUUGAUCAGACUCCUGCGGGACCUAAGAACUAGAUUCGAGGGAUUUGAGCCACUCUCACCAUGGAUGCUGGAUCUAUUGGCACACAAUGCUAUUAUGAAUAAUCCUGGUCGACAAGCCCUGCCUAUCAAUCAGGCCUACAGACGUGUGCUUCAACUUUUAUCUUCGGGUUUAUUCCUCCCAGGAUCUGCAGGUAUUUCCGAUCCUUGUGAGGGUGGAAAUAUUCGUGUGCACACUGCAAUGACCCUAGAACAACAAGACCUAGUCUGCCUCACUGCCCAAACUCUCCUCAGAGUCCUCGCUCAUGGGGGCUACAAACCUCUCCUAGAAGGCACCAACAAACUCGCGGUUGAGAUGAGUGUAUGGCCGGGUGGUGUUGUCGCCAGUCCCCUGGACAAAGCUUACGAGCCACCAACCGAUCAAGAACAAUCAGAGGACAUGGAGGAGAGCAAUGAAGAGAUGAUCACUGAGUCAUCGUAAUUUUAAAUGUGUCAAGUUUUUUCCUAAUCGAUGAAUUUCUACUCCUUAUUCGUAUUUCUAUUUGUAUCACCUUCAAAAUGAUCGACAUGACGAAUAUUUUAAUCGCCACAAAUUUCAAAAAUAAAGUCAACUGUGUAAUUGAGAUA